GUGGAAGAGAACAAUCGAUUGAGGUCCGAGCUCGAGAGAACAAUUUUGGAACUUGAAAAAUACGUGGAUGUGGAUUAUGCUGGAUCUGAUGUAGAAUGUGUAGAGAAACCACUAGAUUUGAAAGUUAUGGAAAGUAAUACCUUUGACAGUGGAAGGUUGUUAUUCACUUUGGAAAAGAUAGAGAAGAAUUCAAAAUCACAUGAGGCAAAGGGUCGAAGUCCUCAUUUGGUUGAUCACUUGGAUGAUUGUGUUCGUGGAUCUCAAUUGGCGGAGCAAUCUGUUUCUGCUUUGGUGAAUGAAACAGAUGUGAUUAGAAGAACAGACAACACUUCUGCUCAUGAUCCAUCUAAUACAAUAGUUCUCCAAAAGGAAAUGCAAAAUGCUGAGGACCCUACUAUGCAAACUCGUGCAGAAAGGCGGUCUGAGAGCAGCAAGAUCAAUGGAACGCUGAAAGUGGUUCCUGGUGGUCAGGCAGCAUUAGAUAACGUGGGCUUCUCUCAGUUUUCUCCACCAUCUACAACAUCCUUUUCUCCUAGCAGGUAUCAAAUGGAAGGAGAAUAUGAUCCACAGUUUAAUAUAUCAGGACAUGGUGGGAUGUCAGUGGCUGAAGUAAAUAAUCCUAGCAGCCUUUUGAAACAGAUACAGGAACACGAGGACGAGAUAUCACAUUUGCGGAAACAUAUUGCUGAGUAUUCGAUCAAGGAGGCACAAGUACGCAAUGAGAAAUAUAUUUUGGAGAAGCGUAUUGCUUAUAUGCGUUUGGCCUUUGAUCAGCAGCAACAAGAUCUCGUUGAUGCUGCAUCUAAAGCCCUAUCUUACAGACAAGACAUAAUUGAGGAAAAUAUACGUCUUACAUAUCAAUUACAGGCUGCACACCAAGAAAGAUCAACAUUUGUAUCCUCUUUAAUGCCUCUUCUUGCAGAAUAUUCCCUUCAGCCACCUGUUGCUGAUGCCCAAUCCAUUGUUAGCAAUCUCAAGUGGAGCUUUGAGCUGAAGUGA
Messenger RNA from Ilex paraguariensis (yerba mate), 999 nucleotides. The record is from the annotation of a GenBank genome assembly. Lineage: Eukaryota; Viridiplantae; Streptophyta; Magnoliopsida; Aquifoliales; Aquifoliaceae.